CGAGACGCCGGCCGGCCACGCACGCGAUUCCAUUUCUCCCCCACGCACCAACACGAGCCAUGGCGUCCAAGCUCCCCGACGUCAAGAGCCACGGCGGCGGCGCGGAAGACGGCGGAGGAGGAAAGAAGUGGCCGGGCUUCGUCCAGUUCUUCUUCGUCCUCUCCGUCGUCCUGUGCGUGCUCCUCUACGCCCCGCGAUUGUUCGUGCUCACGUCGACGUAUGGCAUCGACUUCUUCGCGCAGCCGCCCCCGCCCAGGACGUCGAGCCGCGUGGUGGGACAGGCCGACAAUGCCGGCGUCGGCGACGUGGUGGUUCUUGAUAACCAGCUGCACUCGCCGUGCUCGUCGCUUCCCGGCGACACCAUCUGCUGCGACCGCUCGGAUUUCAAUACUGACGUCUGCUUCAUGGCCGGCGACGUGCGGUUGGACCCGGCGUCGCUGUCGCUCCUGCUGUUCGGGAAGCAGCCGCCGGCGCCCAACGCCACGCUGGAGGAGAGGGUACGGCCGUACACGCGCAAGUGGGAGACGUUCAUCAUGGGCAAGAUCGAGGAGGUGCGUCUCCGGAUGGCCCAUCCGGCGGAGGAGGACGGCCAUCGGUGCGACGUCCGGCACGACGCGCCGCUCCUCGUCAUGACGGCGGGGGGUUACACCGGCAACCUGUUCCACGCGUUCAGCGACGGCUUCGUGCCGGCGUGGUUGACGGUGCAACACCUCCGCCGCCGCGUGGUGCUCGGCGUCCUCUCGUACAACCCCUGGUGGGCCGGCACGUUCAGCGAGAUCAUCUCCGGCCUCACGGACUACCAUGUCGUCGACCUCCUCCACGACAAGCGGACCCACUGCUUCCCGGGCGCCAUCGUCGGCACCCGCUUCCACGGCAUCCUCGCCGUCGACCCCACGAGGCUCCGCGACAACAAGACCAUCAUCGACUUCCACGACCUCCUCGCCGACGUGUACGAGACCGGAGAGCCGCAGCAGGAGCCGGCGGCGGCGCGUCGUCCACGUCUCGGGAUCGUGUCGCGCAGGGGGACGCGGGUGAUCGAGAACCAGGCGGCGGUGGCGCAGCUCGGGAGGUCGGUAGGCUUCGACGUGGACAUCCUCGAGACGGCGAACGGGCUGCCGCUGUCGGCGUCGUACGCGGCGGUGAGCGCCUGCGACGUGCUGGUGGGCGUGCACGGCGCCGACCUGACCAAGUUCCUGUUCCUCCGCCCCGGCGCGGCGCUGGUGCAGGUCGCGCCGCUGGGCGUGCCGCCGAUCGCGCGCGGCUGCUACGCGGAGGCGUCGGCGCGGAUGGGGCUGCACUACGAGCAGUACGACGCGGAGGGGCACGAGAGCUCGCUGAGCCGCCGGUACGGCCUCCGCGACGCGGUGGUGUCCGACCCGGAGGCCGCCAAGCGCGACAAGGGGUGGGGCUUCGUCGCCCGCGUCUACCUCGGCGGCCAGAACGUCACCCUCGACGUCGCCAGGUUCCGCGAGACGCUGUCAAGGAUGCACGCGCACGCUCUACGCGUUCGCUCGUCGCACUUGCAGGGAGCCCUAGAUUAAUCGGUAGCAGCAGCAGAAGCAGCCAUUGAUCCAUCGGCUUCUCCUUCUCGGAUAGAUUUGUUCGUGACAAAAUCUUCGAUUGCAACCAAUUUAGACUCGUGCAGUCUUUUUUCCUGGAGAAUGGAGAUAGCUUCCGGGCUCUGCAGUGUGUACAGUUGGGCUAAAACAUACGAUCCCAUUUAGCUUUUUUUAA
Messenger RNA from Oryza brachyantha (malo sina), 1734 nucleotides. Its product is annotated as xylan glycosyltransferase MUCI21-like. NCBI's taxonomy places the organism in Eukaryota, Viridiplantae, Streptophyta, Magnoliopsida, Poales, Poaceae. The record is from RefSeq and is a predicted model, not a curated record. Gene Ontology annotation, molecular function: glycosyltransferase activity. Bases 60 to 1541 code for a protein of 493 amino acids. The transcript has a single exon.